GGGCGAGGCACUUGGCCGGAAGUCAGAGUCCCAGUCCCUGAGUGUGUGCGGGCGUGCUUCCCGGGCCAGGGUGUGCUCAGAGCGACCGCUGGCAACACCACAAUCCGGUCACCGUCCUGGUGUCUAUGGAGGAGGCAGGAGAGCCCCAGCCGCCCCCCGAGGCCCCCACCACGGAGCCCCCUCCGCCACAGGCCUGCCGCUUCUUCCUGGAGGGCCGCUGCCGCUUCGGCGCCCGCUGUCGCCAGCCCCACCCCGGGGCCACGGCCCCUGCGCGGCCUAGCUGCGAGGCGGAGGCGGGGGCCGGGAUCAAAAAGCCGCCGCUGCGCACUGCCUCGGACGUCAUCCAGCGCAUCCGUUGGGACCCGCGCCUAGACCCUGCUGACUUCUCGGUGGGCUACGCCGACCGCUUCCUGGGCGUGCUGGAGGAGCCCUUCAACUCCUUCUGCUGGGACGAGCCGCUGGCAGCACUCAGUCCCGGAUCGCUGGCCGUGCCGCAGCACCGCGUGCGUUAUUUCCGCUUCCGUGGCCGCAUCGUGUGGGACCGCGCCUCGCGUACCGAUCAUGUCUUUGGCUCCGGCUCCGCGGAGGGCCGUGGGCCCACCAUCCUGGAUGCACUGGACAGCUGGGACAGCUGCGACCCGGACGUGCUUGGGGAUGGAGAGGCACACGAGGCCGGAGAUGUGCUCGGUGAUGAGGACGCGUACGAGGCCGGAAAUGUACGCAGCAGCAGGGACUCACUCAGGGAUGGAGAUGCGCAGGAGGACGCACACAGGACCGGGAAAAGGCAUGAGGUCGACGUGUCUGGGGCCAGGGAGGCACAGGACUGUGUAGCGGCCCCCUAUGCUGGCGCCGCCCCAGCAGAAGGAUGCAGAGAGACAGCCAGGGUGGGCCCCAUUGAGGGGGACCUGGUGCUGGCAGGGGUGUCUAUGGAUGCUCAGAAGCUGGUUGGAGCCAGAAGCCAGACUUCCCCAAGGAUGGAGCCCAAAAAGGUGCAGAAGCCGACUGCCAAAGACAGGACCGGAGAGAAACAGCCCCCCACAGGAGACCUCCCUCAGACGCAGGAGAGGCGUCAAGUGGAGUGGGGCCCUGGGAACUGGCCCAAAGACAGCAGGGAGGCCACAGUGGCCAGGGCCCUGGCCCCUCGGCAGCCUCGCCCCACACACUUUGUGGCCCUCAUGGUGACAGACCCUGGGUUGCAGGCAGGGGUGGCUGAGGCCCAGGAAGAACUGGUCCGAAGGAUGCCGUCCUGCGCAGCUUUCAUGGUGCCCCCUCAGGCCCUGCACCUGACGCUGGCUCUGCUGAGGCUGGCAGGCCCGGGGGACACUGUGGCCGCUCUCAGAGCACUCAGGCGUGCGCUCUCAGCCCCAGGACUCCAGGCACCCCCGCAGCUGAGGUUCAGGCAGCUGGUGCUCCUAGGCCCCCUCGUGCUCUGUGCUCUGCCCUCCCCCUCCCUAGAAAACAUGGCCCAAGUGCUGAACCAGAGGCUGGAGGCCGAGGGGCUCAGAGUGCUACAGCCUCCCGGGGGCCUGCACCCCCACCUCACGCUGGCCAAGGUACCCCGGGGCUCCCAGGACCACCUCCCCACACCUGGGUUCAGCCCAGAGCAGGAGCUGGGGAGCCAGCUCCUGAGCCAGCUCUGGCUGUGCUGCAUGGGGAGGGCAGGGGGCACCUACCAGCCCCUGGCUGAGGUGCCCCUGCGGUGACCGUCCCAGACCUCUCAGGCUGACAAGUAGACCUCAGCCCUGAACACCGGAGGAGAUCCAGUCCCAGCAGGAGAGACAAAGCACACUCUCUCUCUCUUUCUUUAAUUUUGGUUUUGCUCAAGCUUCCAAAUGUGCUCAGUGCUCCAAGGAAAGAAUGAAGGAGAGAAAGGGGAGGGGAGAGGAAAGGGAAGGGAGGCAGAGGAGGAACAUCUGGAAGAAAAGCAGCCUGACAGUCCAGCUGUUUGCAACUCACUGCACGUCCUCCAGUUACAUGGCAGAAGAGGGAGGGGAGGGC
This is a messenger RNA of Phyllostomus discolor (pale spear-nosed bat), 1998 nucleotides long. RefSeq names its product leukocyte receptor cluster member 9 (gene LENG9). The coding region runs from base 126 to 1703 and encodes 525 amino acids. The transcript has a single exon. Gene Ontology annotation, molecular function: metal ion binding. The record is from RefSeq and is a predicted model, not a curated record. Lineage: Eukaryota; Metazoa; Chordata; Mammalia; Chiroptera; Phyllostomidae.